Molecule: messenger RNA, 2577 nt
Organism: Pogonomyrmex barbatus (red harvester ant)
Lineage: Eukaryota; Metazoa; Arthropoda; Insecta; Hymenoptera; Formicidae
Gene: Ald1
Product: fructose-bisphosphate aldolase
Biological process (GO): glycolytic process
Molecular function (GO): fructose-bisphosphate aldolase activity
Source: RefSeq, a predicted model, not a curated record
UUCCCGAUUUCUCUUUUUCUCGGCUUCAUUAAGAUCAAAAAGAUGCGCAGCUGCUCGCCGCAGCUCUACUGUUGCAGUUUCGUUCCGUCAUGCGCGAGAGAGCAUCGGCGGGGAUGCAAAACAUUGGCGAACGAUAAGCGCGUUCAUCAAUAGUGACGUUAUUACAGUAACAUCGCAUUGCAACGGUCAUCUUUUACGAUUAUAUUGUCAACAUCGUGAACAUGCAUCGUGUUUAUCAUCAUCGUCAUUGUUGUUUUUUCGCGUAUGUACGUGUUGCACACGCAUCCAAUUACGUCAAAAUGCGCAUUCUUGUUUACUCUCGGUGACACCUCAACCAAGUUGUUUCGAUCAUCCCGGUUUCUCGAGAAAAAAAAUGGUCGCGGAAAAGUACAGCAAGCUCGAACCCGAGCUGAAGGAGGAAUUACGCACAAUCGCCCAACAAAUUGUGACACCCGGUAGAGGUAUUCUUGCUGCUGACGAGUCAACUGCAACGAUUGGCAAACGCCUUCAAGAUAUUAAUGUUGAAAAUACUGAAGAAAACCGUAGAGCUUACAGGCAAUUACUUUUUACUACAGCAAAGGAUGCCAUCGGUCAACAUAUUUCCGGCGUGAUCCUCUUUCACGAAACUCUUUAUCAAAAGGCCGAUGACGGUACACCAUUCGUUGAGCUAUUAAAGCAGCGCAACAUCAUCCCUGGAAUCAAAGUUGACAAGGGCGUCGUUCCGCUUUUUGACACGGAUAAUGAAUGCACGACUCAGGGUCUUGAUGAUCUCCAAGCGCGUUGUAUCCAGUACAAAAAGGAUGGCUGCCACUUUGCCAAGUGGCGAUGCGUGUUAAAGAUCACAAAGGAUACGCCGAGCAAACUCGCCAUCUUGGAGAAUGCCAAUGUGCUGGCCCGUUACGCUUCCAUCUGUCAAAGCGCCAGAAUUGUGCCGAUUGUAGAGCCUGAGAUUCUUCCCGACGGUGACCACGACCUCGCUCGUUGUCAACAGGUCACGGAAGAAGUUCUCGCAGCCGUUUACAAAGCACUCUCAGAUCAUCACGUGUACCUCGAAGGAACGCUGCUCAAACCCAACAUGGUAACACCGGGCCAGAGCUGCCCAACGAGAGCGACUCCCCAGGAAAUAGCCGGCGCUACGGUAACAGCAUUGUUACGUACCGUGCCACCAGCAGUACCCGGUAUCACCUUCCUCAGCGGUGGCCAGUCCGAGGAGGAGGCAUCGGUCAACUUAGAUGCUAUUAAUAAAUUUCCGGCAAAGAAGCCCUGGGCACUAACCUUCAGCUAUGGACGCGCUCUUCAGGCAUCUGUACUUCGUGCUUGGCAAGGCAAGGCCGAUCAGGUCGCUGCCGGUCAAAACGAAUUGCUUAAGAGAGCCAAAGCAAAUGCCGCAGCCUGCCAAGGCAAGUAUGUCGCCGGCAGUAUUUCUAGCAAAGCCGCUGACACCUCUCUGUACGUCAAAUCUCACGCCUACUAAAAAAUUUUCACAUUUUUUGCGCAGUCCAUUUCUCGUGGCAGCUAACAGUGAGUCGGCACUUGGUAAAUAUGCAGGUGGUGUAGCCGGUGCUGCGGGAGAUGCAGCGCUUUUUGUCGCCAAUCACGCGUAUUAGAUUGACUCAUAAGAAUUCGAUGUACCGUUAUGAAUAUAAAAUUGAACAGCCGUUGAAAACAUUUCGCAGGAUUAUCGUCAUCGUUCUUUCAAAAAGAAGUGGAUCAUUUUUUUUCAUGGAAAAAAAGUGAAUCCUUUAAGGAUGAUCGAGACGCACACAAAACUUCGAAGUUUCCGAGAACAUCGAUCGUUUUUAUUAUAUUUUAAUAUAAAUAUUCUUAAGCAAUCGUAUCUUACAAAUCAAAUUGUAUGAUUUGAAGUUGAGUUUUAAUCAUUCUAAUCUUUUCAUCAUUGUAAAUUUAUCAGUCAGAUUCGAUUUUAAUUAAUCUUACAUUAUAUGAUUCAAAUCGAUCAUUCAUAAAUUGCAUGUAAAAUAUGUCAAUUGAAAUUUUACUGGAAAAGUUGCUUAUUUAACAGAUAAUUUGAUGCGUAACUUUGUAAUAUAUAAAAUAUCAAAUUUAAAGUUUUUUUUUUUAAUUUGAUCUAUUUUUGACUUUUUAUUGAUAUUCUCGCCGCUGUUUCAAUUCAAUAACUAAUUUAAUGAGAUUCAAUUUUAUUGGCAUUAGAUGAAACAUCAAAUGUAAGCAGAUUAUGAUAUUCAAUAUUAUGAUAUUAUUGACAUCUAUAAUAAUACUACAAUAGACAAAACAAUAUAUAUAUAUAUAUAUAUAUAUAUAUAUGUAAACACAUCAUACGAUCAAUGUGUUAGAAUAUUCUUCAUGUAUAAGAUAAAAGUGCAAAAAAAAGCAAAAUUAUGCAAAAUAAAACGAAUACUAAAUGUUGUUUGUUAGCGAUUGAGUCGAAUAUUACGAAAUCGUUAUAUUGUGUGUUAUCUAUACUUAUAAUAACACUAUGUGUAUCUCACAUAAGUAUCUAAUAUAUAAAGAAGAAUUACCUUGUAUAUCGAUGUUAUAUCUAAAUAUUUUCGUUGUAAUCUAGGUCACCAAAUACAACUGUGGAGGACAAAAAAA